UUUUCAGAAAAAUAUUUAAAAAAAUCGGGCGGAGGUGCAACGAAAAGGGUCUUGCCGGUUCGAUGGAAUGGAUUGGAGUGAAAUAAACUGAAACGCUGUGGUCGCUGAUGAAAAUUUCGAGAAAUCACGAAAAAUGGAUCACAGAUGACGAAUUCGCAGCGGACGAGGAAGCGAUGUCGAUCAUGAUACUUAACUUGCAAUUGCUCGGUUUGUUGGGAUCGCUUCCAGGAGGAAUCGGAAGGAUGUAUCGAACAAGCUGGAAGCCAUGUCUACGCCGCUUAGGAUGACGACGCCGCUUGGUGUAUCCUUAUCAUCCGACCUGAAACGUGCCUUGCAAGACAAUGAAAAGCUGACAAGGGACGUGAGCGAUGCAAAACUUUUGAAAGAAGAUGCUGAAAUAAAACUGAAAAAAAUUAGGAAUAAGCUUAAUGGAGAGCACUCUGAAAAGUUGGGAAAGUUGAAUGAUAAGUACAAGGCUGUACAAGAAGAACUGAAAACGAUGAAACAGAGUUGGACGCAGUUGAAACGGGAGAAAGGAGUUUUGGAAACUGAAAACCGUCGUUUGGAAACUGCAAAAAGUGAAUUAGAUCGGCAACUUUUAGGAAAAAAUGAUGAAUUACGAAUGGCAGAUGUGGAAGGCAGAGGUGUUCUCAAAAGCUCUCUUGAGAAACAGCUAUGUGAGGAGCUGAAAAAGAACAACGAAGAUAUGAUGUACGUGUGCAAUUUGCUGAUCGUUUCCGAAGAUGCUCAUUUCCACAGAGUUCAAAAUUGCUGCAUUGUCACUUUGGCUUUCUAUCAUGCCCACGAUUUCAUCCGUAUCGAAGAGGUCAGUUGUAGUUUGUAGCUCUCGACACCUGCAGGGUGAAAACCGGUAGAUGUCGGGCGCUGCGGAAAAGGAUGCACCCACUGAAAGAGAGGCUUUCCCGGCAGGACGGACACGUCGAUUCACUGAUGGUGCAAGUGAAGAAAGCAUAUGCUCUGUCACUUAAUACCAUGUGUUUUCUCAAGAUUCUAGAUGACUUUGAUUAUAAAAUAAAGAGUUGUAUUGAAAU
Messenger RNA from Caenorhabditis elegans, 1052 nucleotides. It is a transcript of the gene F40G12.7, whose product is annotated as KLRAQ domain-containing protein. The transcript is spliced from 5 exons. Bases 266 to 844 code for a protein of 192 amino acids. NCBI's taxonomy places the organism in Eukaryota, Metazoa, Nematoda, Chromadorea, Rhabditida, Rhabditidae. The record is from RefSeq and is marked reviewed.